CUUCGAAUGUUAUCACUCGAUUGAAUGGGCGUUAUCAGUGGUUAUCAUUCCAUAUAUAUGGGCCAGUAGGGGCCUGCUGCGCCUACUGGUAGGCUCAGAAGGCUGUUAUCAUCCAUCCACAUGGUUAAUCACCGACAAAUACAGGAGAAGACUCCAGCUCCAAUCCCAGAAUCCAGCUCGCCGGUAAUCGGAAGUCUACUGAAUGACGCAGCUACGUUGGAAUAUUUCGCGCUUGAUUUUUGAUAAGGUAAGAGCAUUUAAAUGAUAAAAAACGAGCAUUUAAACGGUAAUUAAUUAGUUAGUAAGGGAAAACAAUACAUAAACAAUACAUAAAAUGUGUUUUAAUGUUGCGUGACGUUAUGAGAUAACCGUAUGAUGAUAUUUCGCGCUUGGUAUUUUCAGGUAAGAACAUUUAAUGAUAAAACCGAUCAUUUAUACCGUAAUAAUUAGUCAAUAAUGGAAAACAAUACAUAAAAUGUGUUUUAAUGUUGCGUGACAUGAGUGUUGACAUAAGUUAAGCGUAUUACGAUUAUUUUGUAAACGUUAAACAGGCCAACGUUAGGCCCUAUUACGUUAUUACGUUUACGUAAAGCCUUUAGCUUGCUUGUUUAAUUGACCAUUAAAGUUGCUAAAUAAGCAUGUUUUUGCGCAUGAGGCUACUGGGGAAAUGUAGUUUCUAGUUAAACGUAAAGUUAGCCUGCAAAAUUACUUUUUCCACAACCUUACUCUUGACAUGAGUGAAAUAUUCAAACACAUGACGUAUUUUAUUUCUGUUUGGGAACCUCGGGAUCAUGACUAGAAUGUAAAAUUUUUGGGGGGUUGAAAAAGCUUGGAGGGAUUUGUUCCCACACGAGGAAGCUUACAAUUACAUUCAUGCAAAAGACGAAUACGUUACUGACAAUCUAUUAGAAGUAUAGACUGUGGUGUCGGUGUGUGUCUCAUUUAUUGCUGUCCGUGACAUUGAACUUGAAAAAAAAAAUCUAUUAAUCUAUCUGUCUUCCUGCCUGUGUAACAUUAAAAUCUAUUUACCUAACUUUUUCUCUCCCUUUACAGUUACAGCAUCAAUUGCCAGUGGAUUGCAAGGACUUCUGUGAGAGAAGGGCCCAUUCACAUUCUGUUUAUGUUUUAGGUUGAAGAUGGCCCAGAGAGAGAGAACUCCCAUUAAUGGGAAUCAAAAGGAAACCCUGAAAUCCUUUUUUAAGGAUGGAAUGACACGAGUUGGGUCAGAAUUAAUUCCAAGAGCUGCAUCUGCUACUGGUUUGGACACCACUGUCAUAGAAAACUGGAUCGGUAAUUACAAAAGAUCAGAAAUUACAAAAGCUUCGUCUGAACCCCGGCAAUCAAAGGCCAAAGUUCAUGUCAGAGAGCUGUCGCCUUACAAUCUUUUUUGUAGGGACAUAUUCAAAAACAAAGGCACAAUGAAUGACAUUAAGGGCAGGUGGGCCUCAUUGAGUGAAGAUGAAAAGCAAAAAUACUUUCAAGAGGCAGCGGCACUGAGGGCACAUGGGCAGACACAGGACCUUAGCCCUGAGAUUAGGGAUGCCCGAAUUAAAAUGCACCUUAAGAAGCUGAAGUUAGAGGUGUCCAAGCUUGAGGAUUUGGGUGUGGAAACAGCCAUUUUGUCAUUUGACCGCCAAAAGUCCACAUUAGAGGUGUUUGAACUGAGCAGCAAAGGAGCCACUGAUUUCCUUGAUUCAACGGAGACAGUGAACAACUUUGCACUGCAUUUCAAAGCCAGCUCCUCACCCGCAACACCCAGUACCAGAGAACAUGUCAGUGUUCUGGUAGGAAAAGUGCAAGAUCUAUUCAACCAAAAAUAUAAGGAGGCCGGAGGUACUGGGAGGCUCCCCUACCAGUCCCUGGUAAAUCAGAGCAUGACAAUUAAUGUAUCUGGACUGCCCACAAGCCUUACUCUAAGGAAGCCUUCCUUUUAUGGAAGGAACCAAUUGGUCGAAAUUUUGAAAGCUGCAGAGGAGAUUUCAUUUGAAAUAAAUGAAGCACAAUGCAACCCCACUGACUUGGGAGAGGAGAUGUCAGAGCACAUGGAUGCAGAAGACACAGCGGAUGGCAUCCAGACGAAGUCGGUGGAGGAAAUUUUAGAGGCCAUGUGUGAAAAUGGUGCACAACAGAUGGAAGAGUCCGCAGAAACAGCCACUACUGUAGCCAUCGUGAUGACUGCAGAUAAAGAUGGAGACAAUGUGUGCUGUGUCUGCCGCAUCCAUUUUGACGACAAGAAUAAGAACGCAAGAAAGAAGUGGCGUUCAUGGUCACAGUGCACAGUGUGCCAAUCAUGGUCACACACUGCAUGUGGUUUUAAAAAGAACAUGUGCCUUCCCUGCCAGAGUCAAAACACCAUGCAAACACCCUGAACCUAUGCUAUUUAGUGCAUUCAAAAUGUAUCUAGUAGUAGUUAUUGUUACUGUGUUGACGGCCCCCAACCCAUCCCUACAAAUAUAUACACACACUCACAUAAUACAUACAUACAUACAUACAUAUAUGUGCAUUUUAAAAUGCAUUAAGUGCCUUUCACCUUUUUCAUUAAAAUACACUUGAUGAACCUGUAUUAAAGCUGAUCUUUUUGUUGUUUUGAUUCACCCCAAUUUGUCUUUAUUGUUGCCGUUUGUUGGCACCUUCAAUGUGGUCCCUUUUAAACUGGGCCAUGUGGGGAUCAAAUAAAGUUCUAUUGUACUGAA
Messenger RNA from Pimephales promelas (fathead minnow), 2693 nucleotides. NCBI's taxonomy places the organism in Eukaryota, Metazoa, Chordata, Actinopteri, Cypriniformes, Leuciscidae. The record is from RefSeq and is a predicted model, not a curated record.